UUCCGCGUGGCGCCCCGCCGCCUGGCCGCGCAGCUCCCGCGAGGUCCCGCCGCGGCCGCCCCGCGGAAGCCGAGCUCGCCUCCCCGAGCCGGGCUCUGCCAGCGGUGACGCGCCGCCGCGGGGGUCGCGCCGCGCCGGCCUUUGAAUCCUGGGAAGGACGCGCCAGCGACAAGCCCCGCCCCGGAAACACGCCCCCUGCCGCCGAGGCGCGCUUUCGAAAGUCCCCACUCCGGCCCUGGUACCCUUCGUUGUCUUCGGGCAGCUCGCUUGCCGGUGCCCUCGAGUCCGCCCCGCCCUGUGCGCCCUCCCGGACGCGGGGGUGGGGGGAGCCCCGAGGCCGCACAGCGAUGAGCAGGACCCGCGAGGAGGUGGACGCGACGCUCCAGAUCGCCAAGCUGAAUGCGGCCGAGCUGCUGCCGGCCGUGCACUGCCUGGGCUUCGGCCCCGGGGCCGGCGCCGCCGCGGGUGACUUCUGCCUGCUGGAGCUGGAGCCCGCGCUGUGCCAGCAGCUGGAGGCCGGGCGCAGUCUUGUGAUUCGUGGUGAUAAAGAAGAGCAGGCUGUGCUGUGCAGUAAAGACAAAACGUAUGACUUGAAGAUAGCAGACACUUCCAAUAUGUUGCUUUUCAUUCCUGGUUGUAAAACUCCUGACCAGCUGAAGGCGGAAGAAACACGUUGUGACAUUAUUCAUACUGAGAUCUUUGGUUUUUCUAAUAAUUAUUGGGAAUUAAGAAGAUGCAGACCUAAAUUAAAGAAGCUAAAGAAGCUUUUGAUGGAAAAUGCCUACGAAGGACCUGACAGUCAGAAAGAGAAGGAUUCCAAUCAUUCAAAAUAUACAACUGAAGAUUUGCUUGAUCAAAUUCAGGCAAGUGAGGAAGAAAUAAUGGCCCAAUUACAAGUUCUAAAUGCCUGUGAGAUUGAAGGUUAUUGGAGGAUUCUUGACUUUGAUUAUGAGAUGAAACUUCUGAAUCAUGUAACUCAGCUUGUGGACUCUGAAUCUUGGUCUUUUGAUAAAGUUCCUUUGAACACGUGCCUUCAGGAGCUUGGACCAUUGGAGCCAGAGGAAAUGAUUGAACACUGUCUUAAAUGUUAUGGAAAGAAAUACAUAGAGGAAGGUGAAGUUUAUUUUGAAUUGAGUGCUGAUAAAAUAUGCAGAGCAACAGCACAGAUGCUACUUCAGAAUGCGGUGAAAUUUAAUCUGGCUGAGUUUCAAGAAGUGUGGCAACAGAGUGUUCCCGAAGGAAUGAUAACCAAGCUUGAUCAACUUAAGGGUUUAGCCUUGGUGGAUAGACAGUCAAGACCACAAAUCAUAUUUUUGCUAAAAGUAGAUGAUCUACCUGAGGACAAUCAAGAACGUUUUAAUAGUCUAUUCUCUCUAAGGGAAAAGUGGACAGAAGAAGACAUUGCUCCAUAUAUUCAAGAUUUGUGUGGAGAGAAGCAAACCAUAGGUACAUUACUCACUAAAUACUCUCGCUCUUCAAUACAAAAUGGUGUUAAAGUUUAUAACUCGAGAAGACCCACUUCUUAAAAGAACAACAGUCUUUCUUUGGGACUAAAGUUGCUUCAUAAAGUUGAUGGAUAUAAGAAAAAGAUUCUUUCAUGUAUUUGUAUUCCAGACUUUAAAAAACACACUGCCUUGAGGCAUUUUUCUCCUCAUCCCUAAGCGGUUUGCAACUACUGCUCUUUUUUCCCCUUAAAUGUGGUUGGGCAUUUCUAUAUCUUUCAAGUUAUGUUUGCGUUAUGAAUACAGUGUAAAGGACAAAAGGAAGUGGUGUUUACUAGAUUUAGAAUACCUCUAGAGUCUACAUAUUUUAUUUAUAGAAAAAGUUUUGCAUUUUUUAUAUUUGAAAUUGCAUUUCUUUCAUUAGGAUUUGAU
Messenger RNA from Hyaena hyaena (striped hyena), 1874 nucleotides. RefSeq names its product DNA replication and sister chromatid cohesion 1 (gene DSCC1). NCBI's taxonomy places the organism in Eukaryota, Metazoa, Chordata, Mammalia, Carnivora, Hyaenidae. Gene Ontology annotation, cellular component: chromatin; chromosome, centromeric region; nucleus. Gene Ontology annotation, biological process: maintenance of mitotic sister chromatid cohesion; mitotic sister chromatid cohesion. Bases 348 to 1526 code for a protein of 392 amino acids. The transcript is spliced from 9 exons. The record is from RefSeq and is a predicted model, not a curated record.